AUGGCGACGGCCAUGCAAAUCACCGUGGAAGGGGAGGACAUCUCCUCCGAUGAGUUUGAAAACAGCGUCGGAUGGACUACGGCGGUCAGCAAGCGCAAGUCUGCUACGAAGAACGCGCCCAGGCAAGGUGACCGCGCCUCGCCCGCAUCACGUGGCGAGAAACGAAGCCGUACUCCGGCUAGUGUGAAGAAACGUAUCACUACUGCUUCGAGGCUGCCCCACUUGCCAAGGGAGCACAUUCGAGUCAUUGUUCGCCCCCGCGGAGGCCUGGACAUCAAGAAGGUGGGACAUCUUAGGGUCGCCCAAGCCCUAACCGUCGCCGCAAACCUACAAGCGAUUGAUAUCACGGAGGACAUCAUAUGCCCCAACAUGAUGCAAAACAUCAUGAUCGUGAGCACCCCCUUGAGAAGUAACGCCAUGGCGUACGCAGGGGUGGAGGCAAUCACCAUUGGCGAAGCCAACUACGAGCUUAAUGCUUACUUCGCCGCCCCCGAGAACUCAUGCAAGGGGGUCAUCCACGGCGUCGAUCCCGCCAUAGAGCAGGAAGAAUUACAGCGCCUCAUCAUCCAGCCCAAGAACCCCAGCGCUCUCGAGGUCGAGCAUUUGCUCAUUGAAAUUAUUCCUGGGAGGUACCUCAAAGAGAGCAUCUUCAUCCUCAACAUGUACAGCUCGCCCAACGACCAUAAACAGAGAUUUACCAACAUCAUCAAUAAGGCAGUGAGCCGGGCCAAGGCGUGUCCGUUACUGGUGGCAGGGGACUGCAACGCCCCGCACCAAGCGUGGGGCUAUCCCCAGUCCCGCCUCAAAGGGAUAGACUUGUGGCAGGUCACAACCAACCACAACCUCCUCCUUCUCACAGAUCCGGCGUUCCCCACAAGAACCGGAAACUCCUGUACGCGCGACACUACUCCCGACCUGUGCUUCGUCAGGGGCUUCAAAUCGGCCUCCUGGACCAAUCUCAACGAGAAUCUAGGAAGUGAUCAUAACAUUCUGGUCACAACCCUAGAGCCAAAUCUGGGUCAACAGCCGGCCUCGUCGGUGAUGGCGGCGGCUUCGUCGCAGGUUCGCAAGUUGUACCCGCACAUUGCGUUCGAGCUGAUCGGCCGCCGCGGCUACACGUCAUGCAUCAACAACUACGCGGGCAACUAUGCGGCCGAAGAGUACCUGGGCGGCGGCGUGGCGGCCUUCGUGGGUCCCGGCUGCUCCAUGGCCGUGGACUCGGUGGGCCGACUCGCCUCGCACUGGAACGUGCCGGUGUGCACGGCGGCUGGUGUCGGGGCGCAGUUCGAGGACCGCACCAUCUACGGCACGCUGGUACGCCUCGCGCUCACCAUCAACGCGCUCCGGGAUGCUUUCCUCCAGGUGCUGCGCCACUUCGGCUGGCGGCACCUGGUGGUGCUCUCGGACAGCUCGCAGUCCUUCUUCCGGCAGCUGCGGCGCGCGCUCGAGGGCCUAUUUGCUGACCCUGACACGGGCGUGCGCGCCGUCUUCCGCGACUUCGAUUCUAGCCGAUCGUCCGUCAACUACACCUCGCUGCUGGUCGAAGGUCGCUCGUACGCGCGCGUCUUCCUACUGGCCGGUGAUGGCGAGGUCAUUCGACAGCUGCUGCUUGACGCACACGAUCUAGGCAUGCACGACGGUCAGUUCGCCUUCCUCACGGCCGAACCGUACAAGAACGAGCGUUACUUUGGAGAGUUCUCCUGGUACAAAGAAGGGGACUCCCGGAACACGGAAGUCCGUAAGAUGUACGAGGCCCUGAUGAUCCUGUCGCUCAAGAUCCCCACCAGCCCCGAGUACAAGCAAUUUGUGCGCCAGGUGGUGCAUAACUCGAGGAAAGAGUUCAACACCACCAUCGAGGAUUCCAUUGUGAACGUGCUCAUCGCGGGCUUCUACGACUGUGUCCAGCUGUAUGCAUGGGCGCUGAACGAGACGCUCGCCAACGGUGGAGAUCCCAUGGACGGCCGUGCACUUAUCGACCUCAUCAUGAAUAGCACGCGCUACGGAUUGACGGGUAAAAUCCACUUCAACGCCAAUGGAGACCGCAUCGCGGAGUACGCAUUGAAGGCUCUCGACCCUACCACACUCGAAAUGCGGCCCGUGGCUGUGUACCACGGGGCGCGACAGGUGCUGGUGCCGGUGGAGAACGUGACCAUCUACUGGCCGGGUCAGCGAACCGAGCCACCGCAGGACGUGCCCGAGUGCGGCUUCCUUGGGGACGCCCCUCACUGCCAGCGAAAAGAAUCGCCCACGCUGCUGAUCGUGGUGACACUGGUGACGCUGCUGAGUUUCUUCGGCAUGGCCAUAGUCGCCCUCCUGUUCUACCGGAGGGUGCAGCUGGAGACGCAACUAGCAAACUUCUGGUGGAGCAUCAAGUGGGAGGACAUCGCUUUUCCGGAGAGAAGCCGGAAGUCUGCUAGUAGCCUCGCCACCAACGACGAAGGCCUGUCCAAAGGCUCGCCCGUGAGUUCUUCGGGAACAGCGCUUUACUCUCGGUUUGCAGGCGCCUGCUCUACACAGGGUUGCUACGGCGAUGUCCACGUUGGGAUUUACAAGGGCAUGACCGUGGCAGUCAAGACCAUUCGCAUCACCAAGUUCACGGCCACGCGAACCAUACUCCUGGAGCUAAAACAGAUGAGGGACGUGACGCACGAGAACCUGGUUCGUCUGGUGGGGCUGACCACAGAGGACCCGAACGUGGGACUCGUCAUGGAAUACUGUCCCCGGGGAAGCCUCAGGGAUCUCCUGGAAAACGAGUCAUUGAAGCUGGACUGGACAUUUAGGUACUCCAUCAUCAACGAUAUUGUCGAGGGCAUGAGCUUCCUGCACGGCGGUUUCAUCGGCUUCCACGGCCGUCUAAAGUCCACUGCCUGCCUCAUCGACGCCCGGUUCGUGGUCAAAAUCUCAAACUUUGGCCUGCGAGAGCUUCGCAAGCAAGUGACGCCGCCCGACAUCGAGAACCCUCGCAGUCUUCUGUGGACGGCCCCGGAACACUUGCGCGAGGAGAUGCCAGGCGGCUCGGUCAAAGGAGACGUCUACAGCUUCGCCAUCAUCCUUCAGGAGAUCCUCACGCGCUCGGGGCCCUUCGAGAACUUGGAAAAGUAUUCCAAGCACUUCCUGCCCCCAGAAGAGAUCCUGUUCCGGGUGAAGCUGGGCUCGCGGCCGCCGUUCCGGCCUGACGUGACGCCCGCCGAUUGCCCGCGCGAGCUGCUGUCACUCAUGAAGCUGUGCUGGAACGAGAGCCCCGCGCUGCGACCUUCGUUUGCCAUACUCAAGCAGCUCAUGCGCAAGUACACCAGGCGAAUGGGCAGCAGCAACCUGCUGGACAACCUUCUGCAGCGCAUGGAGCAGUACGCCAACAACCUGGAGCAGCUGGUCGAGGAGAAGACGGCCGCGCUGGUCGAGGAGAAGCGCAAGAGCGACGAGCUGCUCUACGAGGUGCUGCCGCGCUCGGUGGCCGAGCAGCUCAAGCGCGGCGAGUACGUGCAGCCCGAGGCGUUCGAAUGCGCCACCAUCUGCUUCAGCGACAUCGUCGGCUUCACGGCCAUCUGCGCGCACAGCACGCCCAUCGAGGUGGUGGAUCUGCUCAACGACCUGUACUCCUGCUUCGACGCCAUCAUCAUCAACUACGACGUCUUCAAGGUGGAGACCAUCGGCGACGCCUACAUGGUGGUGUCCGGCCUGCCUGUGCGCAACGGCAAGGAGCACGCGCGCGAGGUGGGCCGCAUGACGCUGUCGCUGCUGACGGCCAUCUCGGGCUUUCGCAUCCGGCACCAGCCGUCCAACAAGCUGCGGCUGCGCAUCGGCGUCCACUCGGGCCCCUGUGCGGCCGGCGUGGUGGGCCUCAAGCGACCCCGCUACUGCCUUUUCGGCGACUCGGUCAACACUGCCUCGCGCAUGGAGAGCUGCGGCGAGGCCAUGAAGAUCCACAUCACGCGCGAGACCAAGCGCCUGCUCGACACCUUCGGCACCUUCCGCCACCGGCUGCGCGGUGACAUCUACGUCAAGGGCAAAGGCAUGAUGCGCACCUAUUUCCUGGAAGCAGAGGACCCUCCUUUCUCGCCGGACAUAGGCUUGCAGGGUACAUUCUUCACAAACGAGCACCUGAUGCGCCAGCUUUGAACGGGACCAACUUCCAUCGAGGGUCACCGGCACCGAUUGUCCGCAUCGCUUUUCAUGAGUGGCGCCUGCAAACCACAUUGUCGCGCCUAUGUGCUCAGCUGCAUAAGAACGAGCUCCGAAGGAAUCGAGUGGCUGGCUUGACCGGUAGUAUAGGCUUUACUAGUCGCCAGAUCAUGUAACGCAGUGCGGUCGCCAAGGUCCACUGGAAGAGGAGGCAUGUGACGCGAAUCUGUUUCAAUCACGCUUGCUUGCUUGCUUGCUUUCUUUCUUUCUUUCUUUCUUUCUUUCUUUCUUUCUUUCUUUCUUUAUUUCUGUCUUUCUUUAUUUCUUUCUUUCUUUCUUUCUUUCUUUCUUUCUUACUUUCUCUCUCUCUCUCUCUCUCUCUCUUUCUUUCUUUCUUUCCAGUGUACCUAAUCACAUGUAAGAAUAGGCACACACUUAAGUCGCGAGCACUGAUAAGCCGAAAUGUUUAAGCCGGGAUCCCUCCUUCCCAGGCUCUUUCGAGGUGCAACAUCAGGAAGUUUUGAGGAAGGGAGCACGGUGGCGAAUAUUUUGGAAGUAAAAUUUUGCUCGUAUCAGUCGGCACCGAGAGAAGGCAGUAACGAAAGAUGACGUGCACGGGUUCCUGCCUUUGACUGCAACUCAAUAGUGUUCAUUUAACUUUACUAUAAGCUAAAUCAAGUUAUAUAAUAUAUUUAAAUAGUUUAAAAGCCGCAGUGCGAGGGAAAUGCUCGUACACAUCCUCCUUGAUCGAGUUAAGAGAUAAUUUUUGACUCAAGCAUUGUAUUUAUCACGUGUCUCGUGUCAUACCAUCGUCAUGGGGACAUGCAAUCCACGUUAUCACAUUUCGCGAAACGUACGCAGCCAAUAAACUAUUGCCCCGCACUUUACUUUAAUUCAAGAUUUUCUCUGCUUGUUCUUACUGGGCUUGCGCACGUAGCACUAGAAAAUGCUGUGUUUCAGUUCUACAUUCCUACAAUCACCUGUGGAGGCUUCCUGCACUCAAAGCUCACAACACGACAUUGCAUCUGAAGGCCGGGCUGAUGUAAAGACAGCCACUGGGUAUUCUCCACUCCAGAAAGAAAACUAAAAGAGUUAAGAGGCAUAUGAGAGGGAAAAAUUGACCCCCACUCAAGAGUUGCAGGAGGCUACAAAGGAAAACCAUACGUGUUUCUUAGAUAGAAAGCUUCCCGGUUAAGGCAACAUUCGUCCUGGUCCGGGGAUCAAACCCGGGACCAACAUCAUUCAUUCAGGGGUAAGGUGGGGGUCGCUGUGCCAUUUGAGCUAAUCAAGAGACUAGCAGACGGCAGCUCAAGGCCGAAUUAAUCGACAACUCGAAGCGCAAGGAACACUGAAUAGACAAAUCAAAUCUGAAAGGGAAAAAUUGUCAUCCGCUCAAUAGCAGCAGGCUACAAAACUACCCCGGCCUUGCGGAUUGAUUUGCUUACAAGAGGCAAAGCACGGCUAGUUAUAAAUUAACAGGCUGAAUUUGGAAAAACCAUACUUGCGAGGUAAACAGGUGAGGAGCGACACCUAAUUUCGUCUCCUGAGUGGUUGCCUCUUUAGAAAAGGCUGCAAUUCGUGCCACUUGUUUGUAAGACUCCAUUAGAGUUCAUAUUCGGCUCUGAGAGAUUCGGAAUUACCCUCUCCUCAGCAGGAGUGUACUGCUUACAGCCGCUGCGCCGAUUUUCUGUGGCGUGCUAAGGUAAGGACAAGCUUUGCAGCUUUGACACAAUUAGCAGCAGCGAUGUCACUUUUCAUUGCACGGACGACCUCUCGAUUGCAAAUGCUCUAAUACAGCCGUUCGAGCGAACAGCCGACGGUCGCGUCUCUUUUGUGUCUCUACAAUACUGUUUGUGCUUGUAACGAUACCCCCUGAACUCAAUGCAUUGUACGCAGAUAUGUCAUUAUGAUCACGUGUUGUGGAUGUUAUCGUCAACAACCUGCCAACAGCAGCAGCAUGUGCUUUAUGGCAGCUUUCACUGCCUACAUACUUUUCGUUGGUGUCAUCUGUGUGUGCAAACACGUGUCAUUUUUCGUGAUUUAUUUGUUUUCUCAUUAACAGCCGCAACGCGCGCGGUCCUUUUGUUAGGCAGACUGCGACCUCCAGCGUAGCAAAGGGCAGACGCCAAGUUGUUCGUCGUUUCGUGUACCCCACUUGUUAAGCGAGUGUGCAAGCAAGGUCGAUCUCACUUGUCUAGAACUUGUGAUGCGUGUUUCAUGGCAACCUUCCCUAACUGCAUACUUGCCGUCGGCCCCAUCUGUGUGGAACAAUCUGAGCUCGAUGGCUUUCACUCUGGUCAUGAAAGAAGUCAGGCCAAACAUUGCCGUCGCCAGCGAACGUGUUCACUCACCUGCUCCCAAUGCACGCACAUAAGUCACUGUCCAGUGCGCGGCCAGCUUUGAUACUAACAUUUAUGCACGGUUCUAUACGAGCGUGAUCGACAUCGUACACGUAGUGCUGUUAUCGUACGUGCUAUAGUCGCCUCGCGUGCAACCCUUCACAGUCAUGAUUGUACAUGCACAUUUCGUCAAUAAUUCGAGCG
Molecule: messenger RNA, 6665 nt
Organism: Dermacentor silvarum
Lineage: Eukaryota; Metazoa; Arthropoda; Arachnida; Ixodida; Ixodidae
Product: atrial natriuretic peptide receptor 1
Exons: 19
Coding region: 1-4119 (1372 amino acids)
Biological process (GO): protein phosphorylation; receptor guanylyl cyclase signaling pathway; intracellular signal transduction
Cellular component (GO): membrane
Molecular function (GO): peptide receptor activity; ATP binding; protein kinase activity
Source: RefSeq, a predicted model, not a curated record